Molecule: messenger RNA, 3686 nt
Organism: Oryzias latipes (Japanese medaka)
Lineage: Eukaryota; Metazoa; Chordata; Actinopteri; Beloniformes; Adrianichthyidae
Product: potassium voltage-gated channel, subfamily H (eag-related), member 3
Biological process (GO): regulation of membrane potential; potassium ion transmembrane transport
Cellular component (GO): plasma membrane
Molecular function (GO): voltage-gated potassium channel activity
Source: RefSeq, a predicted model, not a curated record
UGGGACUGGGAGGAGAGACAGCAGGAGCGCUGGAGGAGAGCGGACCGCGCGCCUCCUCUCUGCGUAAAUGUGAGCAUCCUCGGCCCCUCCGCCCCCCCUCGACCUCUCCGUCUUCUCCUCGGAACCGGGACCACCUGCGCGGUGGUCCGAGCCCCCCUGCGGACCGUGGAGUCCCGCCUGUCUCGGCUCGGCGCCCUCCUGCAGGGCUUGGGGGGCGCGCCGGGGAACUCCUCCCGGUUCCUGCCGGGCUUCGUGUCCACGGCAGGAACGGACGGCCACGGCGCGGAGCGGCGGGAGAGACGCGGCUCGACGCGCUCCCGCACGCCGGUGAUGCGGGGUCUGCUGGCGCCGCAGAACACCUUCCUGGACACCAUCGCCACGCGCUUCGACGGAACCCACAGUAACUUCGUGCUCGGGAACGCCCAGGUCCGGUCGGUCCAUCCCAUCGUGUACUGCUCGGACGGCUUCUGCGAGCUGACGGGUUUCGCCCGCGGCGAGCUGAUGCAGAAGAGCUGCGCGUGUCACUUCCUGUACGGCAGCGAGACCAGCGAGCGCCUCACCUCGCAGAUGCAGGCGGCUCUGGACGAACGCCGGGAGUUCAAGACCGAGAUCAUCCUGUACAAGAAGAACGGUUCUAAGUUCUGGUGUCUGCUGGACAUCGUUCCCAUCAAGAAUGAGAAGAGCGAGGUGGUUCUGUUCCUGGUCUCCCACAAAGACAUCACCGAAAACAAAGACCGGGCCGGCGAGUCCGACACCGACGGGGAGAACAGCCUGCAGGUCCACAAAGUGGGCCGUCCUUCAGGACGCAGCAUGGAGCGCCGCAGGAGCCGGGCCGUCCUGUACCAGCUGUCCGGACAUCUGCAGAGGCAGGACAAGACCAAGAGCAAGCUGAAGAUCAACAACACGGUUCUGGGCGCCAACCCGGUUCCGGAGUACAAGGUGGCGGACGUCCAGAAGUCUCGUUUCAUCCUCCUCCACUAUGGUGCCUUCAAGGCCGGCUGGGAUUGGCUGAUUCUGUUGGCCACCUUCUACGUGGCCAUCACCGUCCCCUACAACGUCUGCUUCACCGCCGUGGAGGUGCGCGAGGACGGCGGCUCAGCGGCCCGAAACCCGCCCAGCGUCAGCGACAUCCUGGUGGAAAUCCUCUUCAUCAUCGACAUCGUGCUGAACUUCAGAACCACCUACGUCAGCACCUCGGGUCAGGUGGUGUACGACGCCCGCUCCAUCUGCGUUCACUAUGUCACUUCCUGGCUCUUCGUGGACCUGAUGGCGGCGCUGCCCUUUGACCUGCUUUAUGCCUUCAACAUCAGCGUGAACUUCGGGGUCCACCUGCUGAAGACGGUGCGCCUCCUGCGGCUGCUGCGCCUCCUGCAGAAGCUGGACCGUUACUCCCAGUACAGCGCCGUGGUCCUCACGCUGCUCAUGUCCACCUUCGCGCUGCUGGCCCACUGGAUGGCGUGCGUCUGGUUCUUCAUCGGCCGCAGCGAGAUCGAGAGCAAGAACCCGGCGUCCUGGGACGUAGGCUGGCUCCAUGAACUGGCCAAGCGGUUGGGAACGCCGUACUUCUUGGCCCCAGUGACGUCCCUCCUGGGGGUCUCGGAGCCCCCCCCGGGCCCCGGGUCGGGGGCCCCGAGCAGCUUCAGCCAGUGGAACAGCUCGGCUCAGUGGAACGGCAGCAGGAGCAGAACCAAGGCGCUGAACGGGUCGGGGCUGGUGCUGGGCGGGGGCCCGUCGGUGCGGAGCUCCUACGUGACGUCGCUGUACUUCGCCCUGAGCAGUCUGACCAGCGUGGGCUUCGGGAACGUCUCCGCCAACACCGACGCCGAGAAGAUCUUCUCCAUCUGCACCAUGCUGGUCGGAGCGCUGAUGCACGCCGUGGUCUUUGGGAACGUGACCGCCAUCAUCCAGAGGAUGUACUCGCGCCGCUCGCUCUACCACACCCGCACCAAAGACCUGAAGGACUUCAUCCGCGUGCACCGCCUGCCCAAAGCCCUGGAGCAGCGCGUCAUGGAGUGCUUCCAGACCACCUGGUCCGUCAACAACGGCAUCGACGUCAGCGAGCUGCUGAAGGACUUUCCUGACGAGCUGAGGGCCGACAUCGCCAUGCACCUGAACGAAGAGCUGCUGCAGCUGCCGCUGUUCCAGUCCGCCAGCAGGGGGUGUCUGCGCUCCCUGUCGCUGAUCAUCAAGAACUCCUUCUGCGCUCCGGGGGAGUUCCUCAUCCGCCAGGGGGACGCGCUUCAGGCGAUCUACUUCGUCUGCUCGGGCUCCAUGGAGGUUCUGAAGGACAACACGGUGCUGGCCAUUCUGGGCCGAGGCGACCUGAUUGGCUCCGACUGUCUGACCCAGGCGGAGGUGAUCAAGACCAACGCCUGCGUGAAGGCCCUGACCUACUGUGACCUGCAGUACAUCAGCCUGAAGGGCCUGCAGGAGGUUCUGCGCCUCUACCCCGACUACGCCCAGAGGUUCCUGACGGAGAUCCACCACGACCUGACCUACAACCUGAGGGAAGGACACAGCGCCCAGAUGGACUCUGAGACCAACGGGGGGGUCGUGAAGAAACUGCCCUCCAUCAGGGAGGACGAGGAGGGCUCCGCCUCUGAGGGGGAGCGCUCCCACCUCACGAUGGUACCCAGCCUCAACAGGCUGGGGCGGGGUCUGCGCUCCCCUUUGCGCUCCCCGCUGCUGCCCCCCCGACCCUGCAGACCCACGGGGGAGCUGGCGCGGCCCCCCAACCUGCAGAUUCCCGCAGUGAGCUUCAGCUGCCUGCAGCCAGACCUCAGCCCCCGGUUUGUGGACGGAACCGAGACAGAGAACUGCAGCAGCUCCGCUCCGAAGUUUGACUUUUCUCCAGGAACCACCAGGAACUUUGACCCAGACCCAGACCCAGACCCAGCAGCUUCAGGACACGAAGGCGGCACCAUGCAGGCUUUAACGAAGCUCAGACACGAGGUGUCCGCUCUCUCCCAUCAGGUCGCCGCUGUCAAUCAGGAGCUGCAGGAAAUGACCCGCCUCCUCCGGCCCCUCCUCCUCCACCACCCCUCCAUCUUUCUGACCCCCUGCACUGUGACUCCACCCCCCAGCUUGUCCCCACAUAGCUGCUCCCCAGCCCCGCCCCUCCCGACCCCUCAUGCACCUGUGGGCCACCCUGACCAGCUGACCCCGCCCUCCCUCCCCGACCCGCUCUCCCCUCUGGGCGAGGUCUUUCAGGGGGAGUUUGGCUCCCUGCAGGGCUCCCGGGCUGGAAGCCCCCCCCCUAUCUCCUAUCAGAGACCUCCCCUCAGUCACAGAUCAGCCCCCCCCUCUGUCAGCAGCUCCCCCCCUCAUCACAUAGCCCCACCUCUUUCUUGCUCCCCCCUCCCUCCUACCCCAUCCAUAAGCUCCACCCUGAAGGACUCAUCAGGCCUGGGGGGAGCAAACCCCCAGCCCCCCCUCCAGCCUGGGUUCAUCUCUUACCCCCCCGCGUUCCCACAGACGUCUGUCCGAACGGACCUGGACCCCCCCCACAUGCCCCUCCUGGACCUGCAGCCAGUGGAGUGGGGGGGGCAUGUCAGCUACAUUAAUGAGGGCCAGCCAUCAGUGUGAGGGUGGACCCCCCCCCCCUCAGUGACUGCAUGGAGGACCCCCCCACAGAGGAGGAGGAGCCUUUAAAAAAUUUGUUUCUAACAUUUUUGUGUCUGAAAAUA